GUCCAGGCUGCUGCUUCCUUAGCAUUGACGGAUUCUCUCUUACUCUCUAAAGCAACAAAGAAACACACAAAAGAACCCAAAAUGAGCAAUUCAGCUCUUCACAGCAUCACAACGUUCCCCUCAUUCUUCUCAAGCCCCGCACCCUCUCUUUUCUCUCCAAACCCCACACUCCAUUUCCCUCUCCACUCUCAAUUUCACCAUCUUCAUCUUCAUCCUCAUUCCUAUUGCCACGUCAUCACACUUUCCAACAAGAGGAGGAAUACGGCCAUGUCGCAGCUCACGCCUCCACGCGUCACCGCCAGCAGUGUCCAGGACGCGCUGGGAGGUGCCGUUUCCCUGAUCCAAUCGUCCCCCGCCACGUGGCGCUCUGCACUCCUCAGCAACGUUCUCAUCUUCGUCCUCGGUUUUCCGAUCCUCGUCGCCGGACUCUCCCUCUCUGGAAUCGCUGCCGCAUUCUUACUUGGCACGCUGACGUGGCGGGCGUUUGGCCCUUCUGGCUUCCUACUCGUUGCCACAUACUUCGUAAUUGGUACAGCUGCAACAAAGGUCAAAAUGGCACAGAAAGUGGCUCAGGGGGUUGCUGAGAAAAGAAGGGGAAGAAGGGGUCCGGGCAGUGUUAUUGGAUCCAGUGCUGCUGGUUGUGUUUUUGCUUUCCUCACCGUUUUUCAAGUCGGGGGAGAAGCAUUUUAUCAGCUUUGGAAACUUGGGUUUGUUGCCAGUUUCUGUACCAAGUUGAGUGACACCGUCUCAAGUGAGAUAGGAAAGGCAUAUGGAAAAACGACGUACCUAGUCACAACAUUCAAGAUAGUUCCAAGGGGAACAGAAGGGGCGGUUAGCAUUGAAGGAACCUUGGCUGGAAUUUUUGCUUCUGUACUUCUUGCCUUUGUUGGUUUUCUCAUGGGUGAGGUUAGUUCACGUGCAGCUAUUAUAUGCGUGAUAGCGUCCCAAAUUGCUAAUAUUGGGGAGAGCAUAAUUGGUGCUGUAUAUCAAGAGAAGGAAGGAUUUCAAUGGCUUAACAAUGAUGCAGUCAAUAUCAUCAACAUAUCAAUGGGCAGCAUCAUAGCAGUAUUAAUGCAGCAAGCACUACAGAGUUUGCAUCCUUAAAUUUGUUGCAACAUUUUCUUAGGAGCUCAAUCACCAUCAUAAUCUUGAUAUCAUAUCGCUAAGUCGUUACCAAGAACACUGGCUUUGAGUAUUGGAAGAGUAGGUAAAUUUUAGAUAUUUAUACAACUGGAAUCAACUGUCAGGCUCAAGCAUGUUGGGUCUCACGAAGAUUCGUGGUCAAAGCAAUCAAACAAAAAGUCAAUGACCCCAUAUCAACGGUUCAAGUGUCUUGGAUCAGAAUCAGUGAUCUGUACAACAUACAGAUGUAACCAAACAACUUCUAUUUGAUGAUAACUUUGAAACUCCUUGGAUUGUUUAUCUGCUAGUUAUGGCAGUUGUGAGGGUAAUUAAGAUGGUUCAUUUCAUUGUUCCUUGCCUUGAUAAGUUGAGCUACUUUUUAAAGAAAAUUGUUAUUUACCAAAA
This is a messenger RNA of Arachis duranensis, 1527 nucleotides long. RefSeq names its product protein VTE6, chloroplastic. The transcript has 5 exons. Gene Ontology annotation, cellular component: chloroplast inner membrane. The record is from RefSeq and is a predicted model, not a curated record. NCBI's taxonomy places the organism in Eukaryota, Viridiplantae, Streptophyta, Magnoliopsida, Fabales, Fabaceae. The coding region runs from base 82 to 1104 and encodes 340 amino acids.